This is a messenger RNA of Myripristis murdjan (pinecone soldierfish), 2467 nucleotides long. RefSeq names its product retinoblastoma binding protein 4 (gene rbbp4). Lineage: Eukaryota; Metazoa; Chordata; Actinopteri; Holocentriformes; Holocentridae. The coding region runs from base 243 to 1520 and encodes 425 amino acids. Gene Ontology annotation, molecular function: protein binding. The record is from RefSeq and is a predicted model, not a curated record. The transcript has 12 exons.
CCUCGCUUGUACAGAGCGCGCGAACGCACCCACGUCUCUCAGCUGGCUGCCCAGUUAGCUUAGCCUAGCCAGGCUAGCCUAGCCUAGCCUAGCCUAGCCUAGCCUGGCUCAGACGGUCCCUUAAACAACAGCGGGGCUGGGCGACACAAGGCUGGCGCACCUGACACAGAGCUGCCGGCUUCCACAUUUCACUGGUCCCCACACGCUUCUCCCUGGUCUAGCUGCUGCUUAACCCAGCUGCCAUGGCAGACAAGGAAGCAGGUGCAUUUGAUGAUGCUGUGGAGGAGAGGGUGAUCAAUGAGGAGUAUAAGAUCUGGAAGAAAAACACUCCCUUCCUGUAUGACUUGGUUAUGACCCAUGCUUUAGAGUGGCCCAGCCUCACAGCUCAGUGGCUGCCUGACGUCUCUCGACCAGAAGGGAAGGAUUACAGUGUGCACCGGCUUGUGUUGGGCACUCACACAUCUGACGAGCAGAAUCACCUUGUUAUUGCCAGCGUCCAGCUGCCAAAUGACGAUGCCCAGUUUGAUGCUUCUCAUUACGACAGUGAAAAAGGAGAGUUUGGAGGCUUUGGCUCAGUGAGUGGCAAAAUUGAGAUAGAGAUCAAGAUCAACCAUGAGGGAGAGGUGAAUCGUGCCCGCUACAUGCCCCAGAACCCCUGCAUCAUCGCCACAAAGACCCCGACCUCAGACGUGCUGGUCUUUGACUACACCAAGCACCCCUCCAAGCCUGACCCAUCUAGCGAGUGUCGACCUGACCUUCGUCUUAGAGGCCAUCAGAAAGAAGGUUAUGGUCUCUCCUGGAAUCCAAAUCUCUCCGGCUGCCUGCUAAGUGCCUCUGAUGACCAUACAAUCUGUCUGUGGGACAUUAGCGCUGUGCCAAAGGAGGGGAAGAUAGUGGAUGCUAAGACUAUUUUCACUGGUCACACUGCUGUGGUGGAAGACGUCUCCUGGCACCUGCUCCACGAGUCUCUCUUCGGCUCCGUAGCAGACGACCAGAAACUCAUGAUCUGGGACACUCGCUCUAACAACACAUCCAAGCCCAGCCAUGCAGUGGAUGCCCACACAGCAGAGGUCAACUGUCUGUCCUUCAACCCGUACAGUGAGUUCAUCCUCGCCACAGGCUCAGCAGACAAGACUGUGGCCCUUUGGGACCUGAGAAACCUGAAACUAAAGCUGCACUCAUUUGAGUCACACAAGGACGAGAUCUUCCAAGUCCAGUGGUCACCCCAUAAUGAGACCAUCCUGGCAUCCAGUGGAACAGAUCGACGACUCAAUGUCUGGGACCUCAGUAAAAUUGGUGAGGAGCAGUCACCGGAAGAUGCAGAGGAUGGCCCCCCUGAGCUGCUGUUCAUCCACGGCGGCCACACAGCCAAGAUCUCUGACUUCUCCUGGAACCCCAAUGAACCCUGGGUCAUCUGCUCUGUGUCUGAAGACAACAUCAUGCAAGUCUGGCAAAUGGCAGAGAACAUCUACAAUGAUGAAGAUCCUGAGGGGUCGACAGACCCAGAAGCCACAGCGUAACAUCAUUGCCUCCUGUACCUCUCACCCAACUACAACCUCAUCACUUACUGUCAAAAGGCCAUAUCAGAAGUUUCACUUCAUGACUUUUUCCCAGCUUGCUCUUCUUUACUGGUGGUGUGAAUGAAGAAUGCGGGAGAGGAGGGCAGACGAUGCAUUCAUUUUCAGCCCUGGUCUCUUUUGCAGUGUGUUUAUGAAGAACUCUCCAUCACGGGUUCAAAUAGCUAAUUUAUUGCCUGAGGAAUUUUGCCAUAUGUUUUUUGUACUGCAUUAUAAAAGGUGUAUUUUUAUAUUGAAAUUGGCUGUGCCCUCCACACUUACACACUAUUCAGUUACUUAAAGCCAGUGCUUAGUCUUAAUAAAUUGCUUUUCUAGAUUUUAAGGUGGUGAUCACACUAACAUCCCAAAACAGAAGAGACAGUAAACCAUUCCCUGUUGUUUUGUGUGAUUUUCAUAGUGUAAAAAAAUAAUCUUGCACAUCUUAGAGGUGCUCUUGAACACAACACUUUUUGAAUUAAAUGCAGUCUAGUUUGAACACUUAGUGUUUUUGCUAGAGCUCUUUAGGGUGGCAUAGUAAACAGUUGCAUGUGGUCUGGCAGGUAGCAGGUAGUCCACUUGCUAUCUUAUGGUCUAAAAUGUGCCUCAUCUCUUGAGUCUGAUCACCAUCUGAUUGUUCUGGACUCUGAUUUUCACACCAGCAAAGUUCAUGAAACAGCAUUUUUGAAAGUGUUGGUCUGUCAUGUGAGUCGUUUACAAGUGAAAUCCAAAUUUUUGACUAUCUCUAUUUUGAAACAUCAAUUUUUCAUCCAACCUCCCCUCACCAUAGCUGUCUUUGUCAUCUAAAUGUUGUCGUUGUGAUGUAGAUUAUUAUUACUAGUUGAACUUUUUUUGUGUUCAGUAUUUUUCAAUUGUACAGUGAGUGCGUUCUUAAUAAAAUGAUUUUUCCAUCA